Molecule: messenger RNA, 2621 nt
Organism: Mytilinidion resinicola
Lineage: Eukaryota; Fungi; Ascomycota; Dothideomycetes; Mytilinidiales; Mytilinidiaceae
Product: HET-domain-containing protein
Exons: 2
Coding region: 1-2316 (771 amino acids)
Molecular function (GO): ADP binding; protein binding
Source: RefSeq, a predicted model, not a curated record
AUGCGCCUUUUACAACUCGGCCAUUACCCUAGCUUCAGCCUGGCCGAAUUUACUGAAGAUGAGAUUCCUCCCUACGCCAUACUCUCGCACACCUGGGGCCCUGACGGCGAUGAAGUCACGUACAAAGACAUCAUAGAUGGCACUGGAAGUGGCAAGGCCGGCUAUGAUAAGCUCCGUUUCUGCGCAGUCCAAGCCAAGAAUGACGGGCUGGGCUACUGCUGGAUAGACACCUGUUGUAUUGACAAGACAAAUGCCGCCGAGCUUACCGAAAGUAUCAACUCUAUGUUUCGGUGGUACCAGAAUGCCAUCAAAUGCUAUGUUUUCCUCGCAGAUGUCUCGAUUCCUGGAGGCGAGGACGACAGAGACUCCCUGCUGCGGAAAAGUCGGUGGUUCACUCGAGGCUGGACGCUACAAGAGCUUAUUGCUCCUCAAUGCGUCGAAUUUUUCUCACGAAAGCGUGAGCGGCUUAGAGACAGAAAGUCGCUAGAAAAGCAGAUUCACCAGGUUGCGGGCAUUUCUGUUCAUGCGCUUCGAGGGGAGCCGCUAUCUCGCUUUACGAUCGAUGAGCGUAUGUCAUGGGCGGCAAACAGAAUAACUAAGCGCCCCGAAGACAAGGUUUACUCUCUGCUAGGAAUUUUUGAUAUUCAUAUGGAAGCUAUCUACGGCGAGGGCGAGCAUCAUGCAUCUAGGCGGCUCCUGAGGGAGCUCGAGAGGUAUUCAGGAAACCACCAGCUCAAGAUGCUGUUCAGCAAGCAUCGUACCGCGAAGCUUGCGAUUACUGGUCUCGGAGGCGUGGGAAAAACCCAGCUGGUCAUCGAACUGCUGUACCGCGUCGCUGACAAGCCAAACCACUGCUCGAUUAUCUGGAUUUCUGCAGUCAACAUGGAAAGCCUGCACCAAUCUAACCUAGACGUUGCCCGGCAGCUUGGUAUACCUGGGUGUAAAGACGACAAGGCGGACGUGAAGAGACUGGUGCAAGCACAUCUUAGUAAAGAAAGCACAGGACAGUGGCUGUUAGUGUUCGACAAGGCCGACACCAUCGACAUGUGGAUUGCUAAGGCUGAACCUGGGCUACAGUCUGGGCAGGGAGCGCACCCUUUGAUCGACUACCUCCCGAAGAGCAAGCAAGGAGCCAUUGUAUUCACGACGCGCGAUAGGAAGAUAGCAGUCAAGCUCGCGCAAAAGAACGUGGUGGACGUUCCGGAGAUGGGAGAAGACGCGGCUGCCCAACUGCUAGGGAAGUGCCUAGUCAAUGCGGAUCUCGCUAAAAGUUGGCAAGAGACAAGUGCACUACUUUUGCAGCUCACCUACCUUCCGUUAGCCAUUAUACAGGCAGCGGCGUACAUUAACGAGAAUGCGAUAUCACUCGCAGACUAUCUUUCGCUUCUGGCCGAACAAGAAGAGGAGGUGAUUGAUCUUCUCAGCGAGGAGUUUGAAGCCGACGGGAGGUAUCGUGACAUUAAGAAUCCGGUAGCCACAACAUGGCUGAUUUCGUUUGAUCAAAUCCAGCAGCGCGAUCGGCUGGCGGCCAAUUACUUGUCGUUCAUGGCCUGUAUAGAGCCAAAGGACAUUCCGCAGUCUCUUCUUCCGCCAGGGGCGUCGCGGAAGAAGGAAGUAGAUGCAAUCGGAACACUUACUGCGUAUUCGUUUGUUAUUAAGCGACCGGUCGAUAAGUGCCUCGAUCUCCAUCGGCUGGUGCAUUUAGCAACGCGGAAUUGGCUACGAAAGGAAGAAUUGCUCGCGCAGUCGACGGAGCGAGCUAUUUUGCGACUCGGGGAAGUGUUCCCGGACUACGAACACUAUAACAGGACGGUGUGGAGAAAGUAUCUAGCACACGCUAGCUACGCGUUGGAAGGCGAUAUCGCCGGUGAAGAUAACAAGGCUAGAACUAGUUUGCUAUGGAAAAUGGGGAUGUGUCUAUACCAGGAGGGGCGUUGGAAUGAGGCGGAGAGGGCGUUCGUGCAAGUGAUGGAGACUUGCAAGAAGGUGCUUGGGCAGGAGCAUCCAGACACGCUGGCCAACAUGGCCAACCUGGCGUCGACGUACAGGAACAAAGGCCGGUGGGACGAGGCCGAAGAGCUGGAAGUGCAAGUGAUGGAGAUGAGCAAGAGGGUGCUUGGGCCGGAGCAUCCAGACACGCUGAGCAGCAUGAACAAUCUAUCCUCCAUGUGGAAAGCUAUCGGAAAGCAGCCCGAGGCUCUCAAGUUAAUAGACGAGUGUGUACAGCUGAGUAAGCGGGUUUUAGGUGUCAAACAUCCUUACUUUCUUACCUAUUCUGCGACGUUGAGAGCGUGCCGAUUAGAAAGUAAAGGCUGAUGCUUUGUUAGGAGGAGGAUAUUAGAUUUCGCUAGUCACCUAGAUUCUAACUAGCUUGUAUUGUUGGCAGGAGUUUAUUCACUUGGAUCACGUGCUGUUUUUCCGUUUGAAUUUAGGCAGCUCAAGGCGCUCCUCUAGCAUCUUAUGGAGGCACGAAUGGGGCACACAGCUGGCAACUCACGCGCGCCAAAAAUAGCCAGCACGUGACUAUUCAUAGAUGUCUCUACAAGAGGGCCGCAUUUAGGCAUAGCGUAAAAUACAAUACAGCUACGGUCCAUCCCUGGGUGGCGAGAAACCCGGCGUGG